Sitodiplosis mosellana (orange wheat blossom midge) is the source of this 9770-nucleotide messenger RNA. RefSeq lists its product as uncharacterized. The transcript has 13 exons. Gene Ontology annotation, cellular component: cell-cell junction. The coding region runs from base 3817 to 6282 and encodes 821 amino acids. Lineage: Eukaryota; Metazoa; Arthropoda; Insecta; Diptera; Cecidomyiidae. The record is from RefSeq and is a predicted model, not a curated record. Gene Ontology annotation, biological process: cell-cell adhesion. Gene Ontology annotation, molecular function: cell adhesion molecule binding.
AGUCCUAGAUUUAUACUCAGUGUGUACAGUUCUCUAUCGCACUCGCGUUUUUAUCCGUUUAGCCAAGAACAAUACACAAACAACUCUCCGCUUCUUUGGUUUCUGUACGGUUCUUCUUUCUUUAGUUUUUUUUUUGUUUUUCAAACACGACAAAAAGAACGUUACGUGCAUUUGUAUCAACACCCUACCAUCCAACGCAAAACUACUGCUAUUUCCCAUCUUAUCUACUUGAUCUCUUGCUUCUUGCAUCAUUUUUGCCUAUGAUAGCCUGAUUUAAUAAUUUUUUCCACAUAACUAUCCGUGUACAUCACGCCCAGCAGAGCACUCAACCACUCCUGGCAUUCGCCUUGACGCGUUCCAUCUAAAACAAACUGAAGCAGAAAAAAGCUAACGGCAACAUAAUCAAAAGCCAUCUCAGAUUCAUGCUAAAAAUAAAAGCUGAAAAUCAUCAAGUGAACGGGAAAAAAAAAAACAAUUGAGCAUACAAGAGGAUGAAAAAAGAAUGCUUACAACAUUUAAUAGUUAAAAUAUCCAGAACACAAAAAAUUGACUGCUGUUUUCGUUAAUUGAAUUGCACUUGAACAUCGAGCCUAAGAAUUGAAUUAAAAAAUUUCAACCAUUUUGCUAAGAACAAAAGAGCUCUGACGCAAUAAAUUAUUAAACAUUUUAUAUGCUGAAUGCCCGACGAAAACAGAACAAAAUUAAAUCCAUCGGCGCCUCAUUGACAGGCCGACCGAAAAACGGCAGCAAAAAGACAGGACAAAAAAUUGUGCGUACACACAUAAAACCAACACAAUUACUGUUCUCAUUACAGGCUAUAAACAAUUAUAUAUAUUAAAAAUGUAUAGUUAAUAAAUUCAAUCAAACUUUGAACCGACCAAAUAAUUUGCGCGAGCGUUUGAGAUAAUAAUAGUGAUAACGAUAACGACUGAUGAAUCCAGAAAAUUUCGGGUUGAGAGAGAGCGAAAAACCGCAAAUAACUGUGGCAAAAAGUAUAUGUGUUCAAAAUAAAUUGAUAGACCGAAAAAUUCAAUUGAAAUUAAUUUGGUGAAAAAGAGUUUAAUGUGCGCGAAUGUGAGCAAUGACUUUUUAUUUUAUUCCCGCUGGCUAUCGACCCCAUUGUGUAUCAUCCCCUCGUUUUGUGUGAAUUAUUAUAAUAUUUAACGGAUAACCAGGAACGAGAGGAAAAACACACACACACACACGAAUCAAGUUUUCCUCCCACCAAACAAUUGUAUUUCACACACAUUUUAUUUAAAUACAAAAAAAAAAUCCGGCGUUCAACCGAGUGUGCAUAAAAAGCGAAACGCGCACGGAACGUGAAACACACAGAUCAAGCACAGAGAAAACGUCAGCCGGACAACGAUACAAAUAGUGGUGACGCCACUGUGUUUAUUGAGUGAAAAUUGUGGGACAGCAUUGUUCAUUGCACAUGGUGCACUUGUGUUCACACAUAACAAUUGCAUAAAAAUUCAGCAUCCAUAAAGUCCCUAAUGCGCUACAUUAACAGUGAACUACGGCGCAAAGAAUAAGAAGAUUCAGUGUGAAACUCUAAAACCAACUAAAAACUGCAACUUAACGAUAUUUAGAAGAAGGACAAAAAAAAACAAACAGAAAUAAGUUCCUGACUUUAAUUGGUAUUAUAAGCCGAACAGACAGAGAACGUACGAACAGACAGAAGUGGUGUAGAUCGAAACGUGGCACGGCAUCGAAAAAGCCAUUCCAUUUUUCCGUGUGUGUGUGUGUGUGUUAAAGCUCAUUAAAGUAUGAAUGAAGUAGUCGCUGUGGUGUGCACUCACGCAUAUAAACAAUAAACUGCAAUUAAUAAUUUUUCAUAAUUAAAUCAAUUUGUCAUUCGUCAACGUGCUCAACGGCCGCUGUCUGUCUCUGUUAUAUUUGAAUGUGUUUGCCAGAGGGAUAGACAUUUUAUUGGACAAUUACACAUGCACAUACACAAGACACUGAGUGAUAAAAACCGCAUCAUAAGUGAAAUCGUUUAUGAAGCUGUAACGACGACAAAGAGUGAGCUCUGACAAUAACAACAACGUCUGCGAACAUGACAACAACGGCAACAACCGCACAGAAAAGAGUAAUCGAGAGCAAGUUAGUGAGGCAGAUCGUGCUUCGCACAUUAAGCGCAUAGAGUGUCAACACGCUACACGAUUUACACGCGCUUUUAUGGUAUAAUUAUGUACAUUACAAACAAUAACCGAAUCAAGCCGAACAGAGGCAAGUCAUUUUUAUAGGAGGUGGAUAGGAAUAGACAUACGCGGCGCUCAUUUUGCCAGUACACACAAGCCAAACAAAAGCACACACAUACUCUAACUACACUUACCCUCAUAGAUUUCGUAUAUAUAUACACGCGUGUUGUCCGCACAUGUACCCAUGAAGAGAGUUUAAAUAAAUGAUGAAAAUUUUCCAAUUCGAAAAAGCGAAAACAGCAACCAAACAUAGUAACAAGCGGCACUUUUCAUCAAGCACACAUACACUAAAUCAAUGCGAAAAACGUUGAAUUAGAGGUAAAUGGUCCCCGACACAACAGCACUCCAAAUCGCUGAAUAACGGCAGCAGUAACAUCAAUAAAACAUUCACAACAAUAACCAUUAAAGACCAUUUUUCGCAUUUACUCAUUUGUAUUACAUUUUGGGGGUGAAAUUAAGUGCGGUAAAUUUGUUGCUACGAAACUUUUCGACUCUAUUGAGAGUAAGAGAGCAUUGUGGUAGCGGCGGCGGCAAACGCGAGCCUCAGCACUUUUUCCACUACGCACUCUGAUAGAUUUUAUGGGAAUAAACCUGGAAAUUGAGAGUGGUGUCCGAGCAUAUUUAAAACGUAAUAAACAUCGACCAUUUUGGCAAUGACACAAAUUAUCGUGCAAUAAUCAGUCGCUGAAAAACGGAACGCUUUGCUUACUUCUUUCUUCCUCAUUUCCCUACCGAAAGCCUUUUCGACACACCACAGCCGCGCACGUGCGCGCACGUAUCAAUUUAAUCGCUUGCGACAAGGACACUUUACAGCAAUCUUACGACACAAAAUAUACACCAAGAACUCGGCUAGACAACGGCCACUUCGAAAGACUGAAAAUAAAUGCUAAUUAUAUUUGCAUUGAAAGUCAAAUCAAUUUAGUGCGUUGAAUAAAAUCGCUCGUUUGAUGGGAUUAAGUAUACUUUGGCAAAAACAAUAAUAAUCACGUCAAUAAAAGAAACAGCAAUAAUAAAGCACAAAACGACGACAACAACGUCGAAAACGACGACAACGACACGCUAUUUACCAGUGUAUUAAAAAGAUCCGUGCAUUAAAUCAAUGCCACGCAUUUUCCGUCUAAUAAACUACCGAAAAUAAACUGUCGCCGUCGACGAAAAUAGUUAUUAAACAUUAUUAUCAGUCGAACGAAAUAAAUUUAGUUACCCAACACAAAGAGUCGCGCGCUCAAUAAAUUAAAGCAGCAGCAGCAGCAGCGGCAGCAGUAGUUGCAGUAGCGACAUAAAACGCGUUUAUCGAUAGGCCGUGAUUCAGAGCGUGAACGCAGAAUUGUUGGUUCGGUUGAAUUACCGUAGCCAAUGUGUGAAAGUGCAUGUAUUAAAAGCUAACUUCAAGACGGAGCAAUCACUCGAAUCACCGCGAUUCAAUCGCAAAGUGAACGAAAACGAAAACGAAGACGCAGAAGUAGGAACUGAGGCUAAAGUCGACGAUAGUGUGUGCCAAACAAUAACGGCCACAAACGAUAAACAAUAUCACCAACAUAAUCAGCAAAUCAACACGAAAAUCUCAUCAAAACAGCGACCUAGCCAAACACAUUAUCGCGUUAGGAAUGACGUCAUGAUAUCGCAAUUCGACUACCGCCUUUGGAUAUUCUUUAGUUGCUUUAUCGCAUUACAAUGUAUUCCAAACAAAUUAGUGCAUGGAUUUUCGCCGGCGGAAAGCGAUCGACUGGGUGUCGACCACUUGAUGAACUUAAAGCCACACCAGCACCAGCAUCAGCAUCAGCAUCAGACGUUGAGUCGUGGCGGCGGCGGUGGCAGCAGCAGCAGCAGCAUUGCCACUGGACACGAUUUCAUCAAAAAUAUCCAGCAUGUGAAAGCCAUGCCACCGCCGCCACCGUUGUCAUUCGGUGAAAAUCGUCACGGCAAUACCAAAGGAUUAGCAACAGCCGACAAUAUUGCCAUUUCGGAUGUAUCGUCCAAUGAACAAAUGCUUUAUUUUAGCAAUGACAAUGUCAAAGGCAACGAUGACUUUGACAUCAGCGAAGAUGAUGAAUUCGAUAGCAGUAGCAGCAGCCGAAUUAGUGGCAACAGUGCCAGCAGCAGCAUAAUCAACCGCGACGAUAACCAAAAUGAUGAUGACAACAACAAUAAUCUUAAAGAUGAAACCAAUAUACUUAGGAAUAGCAAUAAUAGUUUAACGAAAAGCGAUGAUUUGUAUGUAAACGAUGAACCACCGAAAAUGUUGCCAUUACGACCAAUCAUACGCGGACCGUACGGCGAAAAUGCUGACGACGUUGAACAUGCGACCGAAACAACGAUUGUUUACACAGAACAACACACCGAGGUGAAAUUAAACUGCGAAGUUGAUUUAGAUAUAGCGGCUGUCGUAUGGAUGCACAAUGGUCAACUGGUUCACACCACUGAACGGACUUCUCGGCCGACGGAUAAUCGAUUUUUGAAAGAAGCACGUGGUAGUUUAACGAUAACAAAUGCGAUGCUCGAAGAUGACGGCAAAUGGCAAUGCGAAGCUGAAAAUGCAAAAGGUUACAUUGAAAAUGGUCGACUAAUUCAAUUAGUGGUAUUAGAUCGUCCAAAAUCACCGUAUCUACUCAUCGAUUCACGUCGACUGGAUGCGGGAAAUAUUUUUGUACCUGUCAAAGAGAACUCCGAACUGACACUGGCUUGCAUCAGCGAAGGAGGCAAUCCAAAACCGGUACUCAGCUGGGAAGUACUGAUAAGUCCGGGCGUUGAUCGACAUUCGCAAAAAGUAUCGGCGGAAGUUUUAGAAUUGCAAGAAAUCAAAAAUGAGGCGGAUAAAGAGCCAUAUAAAAUAAAUAGUGGAGCUAAAAGUGAAGCAAAAUUGCCAGCUGUGUAUCGGGCACAUCACAACGCGAGAAUUCUGUGUGUCAUGGAGCAUCCAACGUUAAAAACUCGACUAAACUCAUCACUCUUGCUUGAUGUACAAUAUACACCAUCGUUUGCAAUAUCACGUACGCCUGGUUUUGGUUAUCCGCUACGUGAAGGCAUUGAAGUUUCGCUGAAAUGCGAUGUCGAUUCAAAUCCGCCCAGCACGCCAAUUUGGCAAAAAGACGAUGGAGAUCCACCGAUACCCCAAAAUGGCGAUGGCUUUUUGAAUUUUACGCAAAUACGACGCGAACAUUCCGGAUGGUACAAAUGUACAUCGCGCCACUUGAAUUUCCAAUAUUCGAGCAUUGGUUAUUUCUUGAAUAUUCGAUAUGACAAUGUUGAUGUUACAUCCGAGCCCGUCGAACAAGAGGUUUCAGUUGGUUCGCCGUUACAGCAUACAACCAACAAAAAUCAUCAAUUAGAAGUGCAGCUGGGUGGUACGGUUACGCUUCAGUGUCCGCAAGGUUCGUUGGGAUGUUGGUCGCAUUUAGAUCCGAUAAAUCAGCGUUUACGCGGCCUUGGUAUGGGUUCAUCCGUGCCAACUGGCAUCUAUUCGCUAAAGGAUGUCGUCUAUCAAGAUGCUGGCACGUAUAAAUGUGUCGGUCAAAGUCCGACCAAUAAAAAGAAACUCGAUGUUCUACACACAUUAUCGCUGAAUGUUAAAGGAGCACCGACGGUGAGCGUUCGAAAUCAAACACCUGCUGCUUAUCCGGGAUCACCGUUACAUUUAUCGGUUGAAUUUUGUGCCAAUCCACCCGCCUAUGCGGCCAGAUGGCUACACGGCGACCGUAUUUAUACGCCUGGCAAUCAAUAUGGCAUUGAUGUGCUGGCCUAUGGAGUUAUCGAUUUACCGACUCCAUUCUGUAAAGAGGCUCGUCUCACGUAUGUGCAUAUGCACGAACGGGUGCCGCGCACAUUCUAUUUCAUCGUUUCGUCGCCGACUGGUUUGGCUGAAGCGCAAUUUCAUAUAAAUUUUACCCGUAAACGAAAUGUAAUAUCAAAUUCCGUUGACAGCAGUGACGAAGAGCUACGCGAUCCGGAGGAAAUUCAUUUUCCCGUCUUUGGUCACGCACACAGUCAACAUCACACGCCAAAUAUUCUCCAGAGCAUCCAUUUUAAAUUAGUUAUAGUCACUUUCAUUAUUGUUAACAUAUUUUGUAGCAACUUAUUUUAACAUUUGUAAAUGGCAUUUGAUCAUUUCAACUGAGAACUAACAACAACAACAACAACAACAACAGAACAUACGAAAUAAAUAAACUAACAGAAAAACAAAACUAAAAGUCUAUUGCCCCCGCCAUCAAGUCCAUUGUAAUCUUUCUAUUGGCCGUACAUUUUUGUUUUCAUACGGCCAAAAAAAACAACAACAACAAAUGAAUAAAACUGUUAUAAAGAUAAAACUAGAACCAAAUGAAUUCUAGCUAAAAGAGUAUUAUGAAUGAGCCUAAGCUAUAAAUAAGUUAAGAAGACGAUUCGUUGCGAAAGUCAUUUUUCCAAUCCAAAAAAAAAGAAUAAACAAAUUUAUACGUGCCCAACUGCAAAAUCUAAUCUAUAUUCAAUACACACAGACAGACACACAAAGCGACAAACAAACCAAAUAAACACAAACGCGUACAUCAAAUAUAUAAUCGGUUCAAAUAAAGUCAAAAAAAAUACAACACCACUUUUUCUUCUGUAUUUCCCUCGACUUAUUUUGAAACGGCGUUGUUUUCUUUUUGCCCUGAAAAGAACAACCGAAGCUUUUCUCUCUCUCUCUCUCUAUUUCUAUGUGGCGAAAGCUGUUACACAUAAACACAAUGGGUAGAAAUUAAUUACCACAAUGUAUUAUAAUUGAUAAGAGCGUAAGAUGUUAAAUUAAAAAUAAUAAUAAUAAAAACAAAUUAUUAAAUGAUGAACGAAAUGACGAUAUUUUUAUAGGAAAAACAAUUGAAUGAAAUCACAAAAAGACUUAUUUAAAUAAAGAAGAAGAAAAUUGAGAAUGAAAAAUAUGAUGAAAGAAAGCAAAUUUAAUGGAAAUUUUUUCCAAUGAAUAAUCCGUUUUGAAGCGAGACCAGGCAAAACAGAAACGUCUUGGUUAAAACUGGUCAAUUUGAGAUAAACUUCAGAUCUAGAAGUUAUAUGAAGAAAACGCACCAGAAUUUGAUUUCAUUCACAUUUAUUCGUUGUUUUUUCUUUCUAUUUCAAAGCCCAAAACUGUUAACAAUCCUUCCCGUCGAUAAAUCGGUCCAAUCCAAAUAGACAAAUUAUAAUCAAGUUUAUUUUCAAUUUGCACAUAGACGACGAAAAAAUUCGUCUUUAAAUUUUUUAUUUUUUAUUGAUGCUGUUGAAAACUCGGAACUUUUCGUUGGGUUUCAAAGAAAAAUGCAGUGAGAAAACGAUUCGAAACUGCUUUCCGUAACUAAAUGUGAGUUAAUUUGUAGCUUUUAUUCGCUUCGAUUUUCAGUCAUUUUGUGUAUGAUCGAUCACGAUCGAUAAGUUGAGACCAUAGCUGUAAUUUAACCACUUUCUCGAAAUCGAGAGACAACCAAAAAAAAAAACAAAUCUAUUCGAGUGAAACAAAUCUGAAAAUAAUUCUAUUGAUGUAAACGUCCUGUAAUUUAAACGGUUGAUUCAAAAUACUUAUGAACCCAAAUCGAACGGAAAAUUUAUUGAAAAUUACUUUAAGAGUAUUGUUGUAAUGUUCAGAUGUUCACCACAUUUUUAGAGACCCGUGCCAAGGUUGUUUUUUUUUUUAUAAACUAAUAAGUCUUCAUAGUUUCGCAACAUCGAAGUGAUGAUGCAACAAAAUGGAAAAAAAGAAGAUGCUAUGAAUUUGAAAAUGAUUGCCGAAUGUAUGAUUCGAAGCAGUGUAGACAAUAUUGUGCUUCACUUCAAUGAUAGAAACAAAUUUAUGUGAAUGAACAUCGCUCAAAAUGGACCUGAAUAUUUAGCCCAGUAGGCAGCUCGUUGUUGGAUUACAAAUGAAAAUACCCCGAAAAAAAAUCAAAUCAAAUUUUUUUCGAAUCAAAAUCACUCAAACUUUGUUUCAAACAAAUCGUUUAUGUGGCAAUUGAUCACAAACUAUUCGCCGUUGAAUCAAUUUAUACUGUUUUACAACCAUCUCUUUGCUAAUAAAUCUCAUCUCCCCGCCAAAACGAAGACUCAUUUGUUAAAUGACUGCACAUGAAUUUUAUUUAAAGUGAAAAUCAAACCGAAAUAGCAAAAUGCAACCCCAACACAAAUAAAUACGCCGUAAAAAGAUUGACGAUGUAAUGAAAACUGAACGAUGAAAUGCUUGGAAAAUUGAACAUUGGAAUACCGUUCCAUUCUUAUGAUAAAACAUUCACUCAUUGCAUUUCAGAAUCAAAAUAGUGAACGAGACUUUCUUUUCCUCGCAAAUUUCUUUCAUUUUGAAUUUGAGUUAUGGAACUGAAUUUCUUUUAAAUGUUCGUCUUUUAUGUGGUUUUUUGUUCCGUGUCUUCAUUUCAAUUUGGUUUUGAAUAAGAAAUAUUCACUUAUGACUGAAGUAAAUAUUUCUUAUCAGUUUACUGUUUAUUUCGUCAGAAAAAGCGAUUUUUUCAUUUUCGAUUUUGUAAGAGAUUUUUUCGUUAUUGUUUGCUAUCUUAAAGCUUCUGUCUCCACUGGAAGUUCGCAACAAAAUCAAAACCCGACCAUUUUUUCCAAAUAAACAUUUUAAAUGGAGAACGAGAAAUGAUUAAAUAAAAAAAAGGAAAAGUUAACACACAUCGAUUGAUGACCAUACAAUACAGAGAUUAACCGGAAAAAAUCGGAAUUUUUCUUUGUUGUGAAAAGAUAGCAAUGAACGGAAUGAAGCAAAAGUAGAAUUGUAUAAAAUGGUGCUAUUUUUUCUUUUCAUGUUCACUUGUAUAAAGAAAUAUUGCGAAAAAUUUGAACGAAACAAAGCAACAAAAAAAAAUCUUAUUGAAAGAGACAAGAGCAACAAAAGACCCGAAAUUGAGAAGUGUUAUGAACGAAAAUGGCGACGAAUUGAAGAGUAAAGUAAACGUUUCCAAUAAAUGUCAUUGUAUAAAUGUGUAGCUAUCAAAAAUGUAAUUAGUCAAGUAGUAUGUAAACGAAGAAACCAAAACAAAAACAAAAAAUGAAAACCAAGUUUUUUGCUUUACCAACAAAAAUGUGUGUAAUUUAGUGAGAUCGUGUCUAAUCCUCUAACUUCUUUAUGUAGCAACAAUUUUACACUAAACACAAACAGAUAAACCAACAAUCGAUUCCCUGACCAUUACUCGGCAAUAGACUAUCUAUUUAUGUAUUCAAAUCUAAUACCAAAAUAACAACAGCAUAACAAAACUAAUCGAACGAACAAACGAAUGAAAAUAGUCUUUCUUUUCCCAAGCAAACUACCCAUUUUCGAUAAAUGCCACCAACGUUUUUUCCUUUUCCAAUGUCCACACUUUGUAUGUGCCAAUCGAAAAUAUCUAACAUGAUAAUAAACUGAAUCUUGCGGCUCAACCGCGCACCUCUGUUCCUUCAAUCGAAAAUAAGCAGAAAAAACAACACGAAUAACGAAUUUAUCUCUCCAAACGAACAAUUUGGAUUACUUUUAAUUUCUUCCACUUCUUUCUCUCGAUCUCAAAACACCACCUCCCGCCCUGCAUAGAUAAAAAAGAAUUAUUUAUUUAGUUUUAAACACAAAUUAACAAACAAAAA